UUAGUUGCCUAGCUCUUCAUUUCGUGUUUCGUGUGGCGUACGCUGUGUAUGACAUAUCUGGACAUCAUAAAAUAUAUUGUACUUGUAACGUUGAUACUUCCAACUCAAAGUCGGGAUAAAAAGUAAUAUCUCACAUUGGUCAUUUGAUCGAAAUCGAUGUUGAUCGUGAAGAUUCAAAUUCCCUCAAAAUGUUAAAAAUUAUUUACGCAACACUGUGGCAGAAAGUUAUAUAAAUAGCAUGACCUUAAGUCAAUUUACGGAGACAUUACUGAAGAACGAACUCAACGAUGACUAAAAAAUGAAGAAAGUUGCUGACUGUGCGAGUAAUUGCGAAUUACCAAAUUUCACAUUAAUGUCUUUGAAGACCAUUGUAUAAUUCCGUAAACGUAGAUGUAAGUGACAUUAGAGCGCGGUUGUAAACUUGUUGUAAACCAUAAAAGCACGUUUCAAAUUCUCAUUUUAUCAAUACAAAAUAGCAAUUACAAUGUCUUUAAUCGUUAAGAAGUGAGAAAUAUUUGCGAGUUUCUUUAUUUUUAACAUUUUUACAUUUUAUUGUUUAAUUUAUUCACCUUUAUUGUUAACAUUUUUUCACCUUUAUCGUUAACAAAGUUUUACAGUUAAAAAAGAAUAGAAUAUAGUACGAAAAUGGAUAGCUACGGACGUUUCAUGAAAUACUUUCUGUUCGCCGUAAACCUUAUCAUCUUCAUUAUCGCAACUGCCAUAAUCAUUAUAAGCGUGUGGGGUCUGGUUAAAAUGCCAGAGUGGGUAAAACAGAAGUUCCCCGAUUCGAAAUUAAAUGUUUUUGUUAUUAAUUUACUGAUCGUCGGAAUGAUCUUGCUGUCUAUCGCAAUCUUCGGAAUCAUUGCUGCCUUGCAAAAAGUCAAGUGUAUGCUUCUGACGUACGCCAUAAUCGUAUUUUUAUUAUUUGUGAUUACGAUAAUCGGUACCGUCCUGCACUGUAUUCACUAUAACGAAAAUAAUAAGUCACUCGAAAAAACAAUGACAAAUUUGCUCAAACGAUACUACAAUGAUAGAGAAUCUACUCGCACCUUUUGGGACAAAUGGCAGCCGGAGUUACAAUGUUGCGGCGUUAAUAGCUGGAAGGACUGGGAAACGCAUGGUCUUAAAGUACCAGCCAGCUGUUGUAUGUAUAGCCAGUUGUUCAAUCGGACGUCGCAUUGCAACGGUAACCGGAAUAUUUACACGGAGGGUUGCAUAAACAAACUAGAAGGCCAAUAUUCUAUAAACAUUGUAAAUGGUAGCACUAUUCCAUUCAUAUGCCUCACGUUCUUCGGAAUAAUAUCCUCCUGUAUGCUCUACAAAAAGCUUAAAAACCAACCAAAUAUAUUACAUGAAGCUGGUCCUAAUAAUCAGGAUCCAGAAAGUGUGGGUCUCCAAAAUCUUUAGAAGAUUCAAGCAGUUUUACCAAUUAAUAAAAUUAAUUGUCGCUAUAAACGCGGUUGAUUAAUUAUCACAUCGUGAUAAUUAAAAUAAAAUGGAUUUCUAUCCGGUUGCUUUCGCAA
Molecule: messenger RNA, 1523 nt
Organism: Solenopsis invicta (red fire ant)
Lineage: Eukaryota; Metazoa; Arthropoda; Insecta; Hymenoptera; Formicidae
Product: CD151 antigen
Exons: 8
Coding region: 646-1407 (253 amino acids)
Cellular component (GO): membrane
Source: RefSeq, a predicted model, not a curated record